Molecule: messenger RNA, 1780 nt
Organism: Pezoporus flaviventris
Lineage: Eukaryota; Metazoa; Chordata; Aves; Psittaciformes; Psittacidae
Gene: PTPA
Product: protein phosphatase 2 phosphatase activator
Exons: 10
Coding region: 406-1368 (320 amino acids)
Biological process (GO): mitotic spindle organization
Cellular component (GO): cytoplasm; protein phosphatase type 2A complex; nucleus
Molecular function (GO): peptidyl-prolyl cis-trans isomerase activity; protein tyrosine phosphatase activator activity
Source: RefSeq, a predicted model, not a curated record
UUAGAAACCACCAUACCAUUUAUCUGGGUGGAGAAGUGGAAUGGAGCAAACCCAGCUGCUAACCAGGAAAUAAGCUUGCUGGUUUUCCCUCAAAAGAAUACCAAUGUGUGAAGCUCAUCUUCAGCAUGAAGAUGUUUAAAUUGUACUUUAAAGGUUUUCAGUUCCCUCUGCUCCUCCCCCUCUAUUGGAUCCACUGACUCGAACAGCCUCCAACAGGACUCUGGACUUUGCACUGUCAGUGCAUGGCAACACAAUGGAGGAUGCAAAGCCAGUGAGAACAUUCCCUUUGAUUUCCAAGGCAAUGAGAAGAUAGCUGUCCCCCCACCUCCUCCCAGCACAGAGAAGAAGAAAGGAGCUAAAUCUGCAAGGUGACAAAGCCUCUGGUGGUACUGAGACCCCAGGACUAUGAGAUUGAGGUCUGCAGAAGGCACUACUGAGGAGGUGACUCCUCCCCUCCAGCAAUGCUUCAUGAUCCCCAAAAAGGAGAUAAACAUGGUUUCUGACAUGGCCAAGUGGAAGCGUUCUCAGGCAUAUGCAGAUUACAUGGGCUUCAUCCUCACUCUGAAUGAAGGUGUCAAGGGCAAGAAGCUGACCUGCGAAUACAAGGUUUCAGAGCCCAUUGAAAAGCUGGUGGCUCUCCUGAACACCCUCGACAGAUGGAUUGAUGAAACCCCGCCAGUGGAUCAACCCUCUCGCUUUGGGAACAAAGCCUUCAGGACCUGGUAUGCCAAACUAGACCAGGAAGCAGAGAAGUUGGUGGCAACAGUGAUUCCCAAGCAUUUGGCUGCUGCUGCACCAGAAGUGGCUGUGUACUUGAAGGAAUCCGUGGGGAAUUCCACCCGCAUUGACUAUGGCACAGGUCACGAAGCUGCAUUUGCAGCCUUUCUCUGCUGCCUCUGCAAAAUUGGUGUGCUCAGAAUGGAUGACCAGAUGGCCAUUGUCUUUAAAGUAUUUAACAGGUACCUUGAAGUGAUGCGAAAACUUCAGAAGACCUACAGGAUGGAGCCUGCUGGCAGCCAGGGCGUGUGGGGCUUGGAUGACUUCCAGUUUCUACCUUUCAUAUGGGGCAGUUCCCAGCUGAUAGACCAUCCAAGUCUGGAGCCUCGACACUUUGUUGAUGAGAAGGUGGUAAAUGAAAACCAUAAGGACUUCAUGUUCCUGGAGUGCAUCCUGUUCAUUACAGAGAUGAAGACGGGUCCCUUUGCUGAGCACUCCAACCAGCUCUGGAACAUCAGCGCCGUGCCCUCCUGGUCCAAGGUCAACCAGGGCCUCAUCCGCAUGUACAAGGCAGAGUGCCUGGAGAAGUUUCCUGUGAUCCAGCACUUUAAGUUCGGCAGCCUGCUCCCCAUCCAGCCUGUGACGUCCUAAGGAGGCCGCAGGAGGAGCGGAGGCAACGGAGGCAUAGCGCGGCGCUCUUCCUCCUCCCCUCACCCCCACCUCAUCACCGUGCCCGUCACACGCAGCCCAUUCAUUCCUGCACAUCCUCAUCAGCAACCACAGAUCCAAAGCACUCGCUGGCCUUGCAUGGGAGAUGGGACACGGAGCAGCUCCUCCUGCACGUCCCCAGCACGUGGAUGUGUCGCCAGCGCCCAAGCCGGGGCUGUGCUUCGCUCUGCUGCGCCCGCGGGCAGUGUGGCUGCUGUGAAUGGGGUUUGAGUAGGGGCUGCCUUGUAGCAAAGACCCUCUGCUUCUCGUGGUUGGAGGGGGGGUGUGUGGAGGGGAGGAAGGCACGUGUGUAUGUGUCGGGCGGUGGUAACUGCAAUUUCCCUUUUGAAUUUCA